CACAUGAGCUUUUUGACAUGAUUGAGAAGCCUUUUCCUCUUCUUUAUUUUUAUUUUUCUAUUUUCCAAAAAAAAAGUGAAAAGAUUAAAAGUUACUAUUAACGACGACGUUUGGAUAUAUCCUUCUUUCAACGGACAGAACACUGCCUCAGGCCCUCAGCUGAUCCAAUUGGCUUUGCAGGAUAGCAAUGGCGUCGUCUCUGAUGUCAAUACAUAGCGCAGGAAACUCCGCUCUCUCUUCUUUCCAUCUCAACAUUCGAUUCCCACCACACCCUUCUCACCUCUCCCUCAAACCCACUACAAACCAAUCCUUCAACCCUCUCUGCACCUUCGUAGCCCCAAACAACACCAACCCAGCUAGGGUUUAUCGCCGCCAUGGUGGCCUUGCUCAACGCGGAAACACCAAUUCCUCGAAUGACCCACAAGUCAAAACACCCCCUACCCACAAAAACAACAAAAACCAAAUUCAUAGCAACAAAAACGAGAAAUGCCAUCCACACGUAACCCCCAAUGUCCCACCAUCCAGUGUUGAUUUGUUGAGUUUGUGCCAAGAAGGGAAGAUAAAAGAAGCCCUUGAUUACAUGUCUCAAGGUGUUGCUGCUGAUUAUCAUACUUUCGAACUACUCUUGAAUUCAUGUGGCAGUCCGAAGUUCCUUCAACUUGGAAAAAGGGUUAAUGAGUUCCUGAUUCGAUCGCCUCAUACAGGUAAUGUUGAAUUGAAUAAUAAGUUAAUUGAAAUGUAUGAUAAAUGUGGGAGUGUGAGAGAUGCGCGCCGAGUGUUUGAUCGAAUGCGCGACCGAAACAUCAGUUCGUGGCAUUUGAUGAUAAAUGGGUAUGCAAAUAAUGGUCAGGGUGAUAAUGGGUUGCUCUUGUUUAAGAAAAUGAGGAAGUUGGGGUUGCAGCCCAGUGGAGAGACUUUCGUGGCUGUCUUAUCGGCUUGUGCUAGUGCUGAGGCUGUGGAAGAAGGUUUUCUACACUUUGAAUCAAUGAAAAACGAGUAUGGAAUUGUUCCAGGUAUUGAGCAUUAUUUGGGGGUUGUUGGUGUCUUAGGUAAAGCUGGGCAUGUUAAUGAAGCAAUGGAGUUUAUUGAGAGCAUGCCAAUUGAGCCCACGGCUGAAAUUUGGGAGGCUUUGGUGAAUUUUGCUCAAAUACACGGAGAUAUAGAACUUGAAGACCGUGCUGAGGAGUUUUUGGUUGCUCUUGAUCCAUCUAAGGCCAUGGCUAACAAGCUCCCUACGCCACCACCAAAGAGGCAUUCUGCAAUCAAUAUGCUUGAGGGGAAGUAUAAAAUUGGCGAGUUUCGGAGUACAAAUCCAUACAAGGGAGAUGCAUACGAGAAAUUAAAAGGCUUGAAUGGACAGAUGAGGGAAGCCGGGUAUGUGCCCGAUACAAGAUACGUGCUCCAUGACAUUGAUCAGGAGGCCAAAGAACAGGCCUUGAUGUAUCACAGUGAACGGUUGGCGAUUGCUUAUGGUUUGAUCAGUACGCCAGCAAGGACGCCACUUAGGAUUAUCAAGAACCUCCGGAUAUGCGGUGACUGUCACAAUGCAAUAAAGAUCAUGUCGAAGAUUGUUGGGAGGGAGCUGAUUGUUCGGGAUAACAAGCGGUUUCAUCAUUUCAGAGAUGGUGAAUGCUCUUGUCGGGAUUACUGGUAAAGGUCUUAUUAACUUGAAGUUGCAGCUCCACUUCUUAAUUUGCUUUCUGGUUGAUUUCUUCAGCAUGUCCAGCGUUUUGGUGUCGAAUGUCAGUGGGCAAGGAGAAUUAGGCAGCUCUUUAUGGCAAUGAACUAUGUACAUUGUACAUCAUUCUUGCCAUUAAAUUCUAACUACUCAAACGACUUAUUGAACAUAAAUUAUGUACAAUUUUUUAUAGGUGUAAUAGAAAUCAGUAUGAUAACGAUUUCUACACA
Cornus florida is the source of this 1908-nucleotide messenger RNA. RefSeq names its product pentatricopeptide repeat-containing protein At2g15690, mitochondrial-like. NCBI's taxonomy places the organism in Eukaryota, Viridiplantae, Streptophyta, Magnoliopsida, Cornales, Cornaceae. The record is from RefSeq and is a predicted model, not a curated record. Gene Ontology annotation, molecular function: zinc ion binding; protein binding; RNA binding. Gene Ontology annotation, biological process: RNA modification. Bases 188 to 1654 code for a protein of 488 amino acids. The transcript has a single exon.